GGACCGCGCAGAAAGUAUACAGAGCUGAGCUGAAGACAUCUGACGCUUCCUUGUCGAGCAGAAAAACAUGCCUGACCCUGCAAAAUCCGCCCCGGCACCUAAAAAGGGCUCGAAAAAGGCUGUGACCAAGACCCAGAAGAAAGGGGACAAGAAACGGCGCAAAACCAGGAAAGAAAGCUAUGCCAUUUACGUAUACAAAGUGUUAAAACAAGUCCAUCCGGACACUGGUAUUUCAUCCAAAGCGAUGGGUAUCAUGAAUUCAUUCGUGAACGACAUCUUCGAGCGCAUUGCUGGCGAAGCUUCACGCCUGGCUCAUUACAACAAGCGCUCCACCAUCACAUCCCGAGAGAUUCAGACCGCUGUGCGCCUGCUUUUGCCUGGAGAGCUGGCCAAACAUGCUGUGUCUGAGGGCACAAAGGCUGUGACUAAGUACACCAGCUCCAAGUGAAGGUAGGAGCACAAGAUGGACUGAAUGGAAGAGGCGCCAACGGAGGAAUGAAGAGAUCUGUCUGCUCUUUGAUACCGCAUGUCUAUCACGGGGUUUUUUUGUUCAUCCUGCUCAAAAUUACUGCCUGAUCCUCUUUUUUUUGAAGGACGAUAAAAAAAACUGUACAGCCAUUUGCCUUUUCUGUGCUGCUUUUAUUUAAUGUCUCUCCUACUUGUUCGCAUGUGUGAACGAAUGCACAGGUUUCCUCUCAUAUGUAACACUUUGGGUGCUGAUGGCUCCUGAGUGCACAUCAUAACAUUGCUGUGGAUUGAGACAAAAAAAAAAAACCUGGGGACAGAUUUCCUGUACUGUAUGGAUUUAAAACUGUGUCUUAAUAAUGAACAUCAGUCCACAAUGAUUUCUUUUGUCAAGUCACAGAAUAAAAAAGUUGAUUCAUUUCGGCA
This is a messenger RNA of Silurus meridionalis, 891 nucleotides long. Its product is annotated as histone H2B 3. Gene Ontology annotation, cellular component: nucleosome. The record is from RefSeq and is a predicted model, not a curated record. Lineage: Eukaryota; Metazoa; Chordata; Actinopteri; Siluriformes; Siluridae. Gene Ontology annotation, molecular function: structural constituent of chromatin; protein heterodimerization activity; DNA binding. The transcript has a single exon. Bases 68 to 448 code for a protein of 126 amino acids.